AUGAGUCUUACUUCUUUUUUCAUCCUCGCGCUCGCUAUCUCUGGUGCUGUUUCUCAAGCUGUGAUGGUCAACACCCCUACCUCCGUGGUACAAUGUUUACCUGUUCAGCUCAGUUGGUCUGGUGGUCAACCUCCUUACUUUAUAUCUCUCAUUCCUGGUGGUCAAACGACUGCCAUUCCUCUUGAAGACCUUGGUCAACAAACGGGUACCAGCUUCACUUGGAAAGUCGAUCUACCUGCAAAAACAGCAGUUAAUCUUCAAAUCCGUGAUAGUGUUGGUGUCUUGAAUUACUCUGAUCAGUUCACGAUCCAGGACCCUCCUGCUGGCACUACCUGCGACACGACCGGUAAUGGCACCACUACUGCUCCUACUCCUAUGACAACCGGAACUGUCUAA
Messenger RNA from Melampsora larici-populina 98AG31, 396 nucleotides. RefSeq lists its product as uncharacterized. The record is from RefSeq and is a predicted model, not a curated record. Bases 1 to 396 code for a protein of 131 amino acids. NCBI's taxonomy places the organism in Eukaryota, Fungi, Basidiomycota, Pucciniomycetes, Pucciniales, Melampsoraceae. The transcript is spliced from 4 exons.